UACCCAAUGUGUGACUGUUUCAUUCUGCGACGAUUCGUCUGCUAAAUGAAAGAUGGCGUCUCUUGGUAGUGCGCUCCAAACAUUUCGUAGUCUUCUGCGGGAGUUACGUAAUUUAAGUGGUACAGAUCGUUACAGGACAAUCGCAGCCUUUACUUACAUUCGGCAACAGUUCAGGAAUAAUCAGGUAACCAGUGAGAAGUUCUGCUUGGCCCAACAAGAGCUACAUUUCCAGGCCUCUACUUACCUAUGCCUUCUUAAAAGUGUUAGGAAUCACCUCAUCUUCCAUGAGGAGUACCAUGGCAAAGGAGAGCGUUCACUUGAUGAGGUGGCUGGUCUUGUGGGUUACAAGAUACCACAGCAACCUGGUGGAAAAGGAUGGGAGCAAUGAAAUCUGGUUAUCCAAGAAGCAUAGCCAUGAAAUAGCUAAUUCCAUUGUUCAACUUUUCAUUUUCUAAACUUAAUAAAAUAUAAGUUUGUGCUUA
Messenger RNA from Pseudophryne corroboree (corroboree frog), 482 nucleotides. It is a transcript of the gene FMC1, whose product is annotated as formation of mitochondrial complex V assembly factor 1 homolog. The transcript has 2 exons. Gene Ontology annotation, cellular component: mitochondrion. NCBI's taxonomy places the organism in Eukaryota, Metazoa, Chordata, Amphibia, Anura, Myobatrachidae. Bases 53 to 388 code for a protein of 111 amino acids. The record is from RefSeq and is a predicted model, not a curated record.